UGUAUGGAUAAGUACGUGAAUUGAUUGAAUGGGUUGCAAUUACCAUCUCCUCAGAGUUUUCAGCUUGCUGCUGGUCCUCGGUUGUGAUUAUCUCAAACAUGGGGAGCCUUCAGCAGUCGAUCCUCUUUGGCAGGUCUACCAAAAGUGGAUGCAAGAGCAUGGGAAAGCUUACAAUAGUGCACAUGAGUAUAGAAAACGAUUCCAAAUUUUCAAGGAGAAUGCCAACUACAUCAACAGCCACAACGCACGGAGAAACAACAGCCACAGCCUAGGCUUGAACAAGUUCGCUGAUUUGACCAACAGUGAAUUCAGAGGCCUCUACGUCGGGAGGCUGCAGCGACCCGCGCCGUUCCACGAGGUUGGAGACAUCGCGCUUGUAGCAGAUACAGCAACAAGUGUAGACUGGAGAAAGAAAGGAGGUGUUACUGAGAUUAAAGACCAAGGAGACUGCGGUAGCUGCUGGGCUUUUUCCGCGAUUGCAGCAGUGGAGGGCCUGACAUUCUUGUCCACUGGCACACUUGUUUCGCUAUCAGAGCAGGAACUGGUGGACUGUGAUACCACAGUGAACCAGGGUUGUGACGGGGGCAUGAUGGACUAUGCAUUUCAAUACAUGAUCAGGAAUGGCGGGAUAACCAGCCAGUCGAAUUAUCCUUACCGAGCACAGCGGGGUGCCUGCGACAAGGACAAGGUGAAAUAUCACGCAGCUACUAUCAAUGGCUUUCAGGCCAUACCCCCGCAGAGUGAGGAGUUGCUGCUAAGAGCUGUUGCCAACCAGCCGGUGAGCGUCGCGAUAGAGGCGGGGGGCCAGGACUUUCAGCUUUACUCGAGCGGGGUUUUCACCGGAGAAUGCGGCAGCAACCUGGAUCACGGAGUGGCGAUUGUAGGGUACGGGACAGACGCAGGCGGCAGACAGUAUUGGCUGGUCAAGAACUCGUGGGGUUCGGGAUGGGGUGAGAGCGGAUAUGUGAGGAUGGAGCGGCAGGGUCCAGGCGCAGGGGUGUGCGGAAUCAACCUGGACGCGUCGUAUCCUACCAAGAUUCAGCAACGCACAAUCGUCGAGUAAUGUGUGACACUGGAAUAUGAAGUGAAUAAAAUGCUCCAAAUAAAAGCCCUA
Messenger RNA from Selaginella moellendorffii, 1114 nucleotides. Its product is annotated as ervatamin-B. The coding region runs from base 29 to 1063 and encodes 344 amino acids. Gene Ontology annotation, cellular component: lysosome. Lineage: Eukaryota; Viridiplantae; Streptophyta; Lycopodiopsida; Selaginellales; Selaginellaceae. The record is from RefSeq and is a predicted model, not a curated record. The transcript has 4 exons. Gene Ontology annotation, molecular function: cysteine-type endopeptidase activity.